This is a messenger RNA of Enterobius vermicularis (human pinworm), 1540 nucleotides long. The record is from the annotation of a GenBank genome assembly. NCBI's taxonomy places the organism in Eukaryota, Metazoa, Nematoda, Chromadorea, Rhabditida, Oxyuridae.
CCCAAAGAAAGUUUUUAUCAAAAAAAGAACAAAGUUCUUUUUUUUAUCUUUUUUUUUUCUAUGUGGACGGUUUUGAUUUGUAAUUGGCGUAGUAAAAGAUUUGCUUUGUGCAGGUGAUGAAGCACGUGUUCAAGAAGAAUUUGAGAAGCAGAAAAUUGGUCACCGUCGAGUUGAUAAACAAGGAGAGGUUAGUUAUAAACGUGUACCCACAAAUGCGCUUAUGGGCGCAGUUCAGAUGGGAAUUGCAAAUGCGGUCGGAUCUCUUGCUUCAGUCCCCGUUCGCGAUAUACUAAUUACUGACUUUUAUAUGGUGGAGACUGUCUCAUUCCCAUCAAACGGUUCACAAGUAACGCCAGCCCAUAACUUUGGUGAUUUUCGAUUUCAAACUUUUGCUCCAAUAGCCUUUCGGUACUUUAGAAAGUUGUUUAAUAUAGAAACUGCUGAUUUUCUGCAUUCCAUUUGCUUUGAACCGCUUCAAGAGCUAUCAAACCCCGGUGCUUCUGGUUCUAUCUUUUACGUUACAUCUGACGAAAGGUUUAUUAUAAAAACGGUGCAACAUAACGAGGCCGAUUUCCUUCAGAGUCUUUUGCCUUCAUAUUUUAUGAAUUUAAAACAGAACCCAUUAACGUUGUUACCAAAAUUCUUCGGAUUUUUUUGUUACCAGGUAUCCCUUGGAAAAAACAUUCGUCUUAUUGUAAUGAACAACUUACUUCCGCAGUCGGUUUCAAUGCAUGAAAAAUAUGAUUUGAAAGGCUCUACUUACAAGAGAUAUGCGUCGAGAUCAGAAAAAGCUAAAGCAUGCCCAACUUUAAAGGAUUUGGAUUUUGUAAAAAAAUACCAUGAGGGUUUCUAUCUGGAAGCUGACAAGUAUGAAUCGCUUAUUAAAACUUUGGAGCGGGACUGCUUGGUUCUUCAAAGCUGUAAGAUUAUGGAUUACAGUUUGUUGGUUGGGGUUCACCGUGUUGAAUCUUCUGAUGUAAAUGCGGACGAUGAUUGUAAUGAAGGAGCAUGUUCAAGUGCCAACGAACUAACAAAACGUAGAAGGUCUCGUUUUUGGGAUUUAGAUGGAGUCUUUCCUGCACGGAAUCAUAAAGGACAAGAAUUAGUGUUGUUCUUAGGCGUUAUCGACAUUUUGCAGAAAUACCGAUUUUUUAAAAAGUUUGAACACACAUGGAAAAGCAUAUUGUAUAAGGCGGAUACUGUAUCAGUGCACAACCCUAGUUUCUAUGCAGAUCGUUUUAUGCGGUUUAUGAAAGAGCACGUUUUUCACUCAUGUAGGACAUUUUUGCCACAUUAUUCUCCUAACACAUCCGCUAAUACCACUUUAUUUCUGAAAGCUCAAAAGAAGAAAAUUGAGCGUUUAUUUGCACCCGAAAGAAAGCCGUAUGAGAUAGAAACAGGCGAGUGUUUUUCGACUGGCGAAACAGUCAUUCGUAUAUCAAAAGAGAAAGUUGCAUUAUCUACCCAAGAAAUUAUGCCCGAUGAGGUGGAUGAGUCAUCUUUAGAAAAUAUAGAGUUUGAUCAAGUUAAGUUCAGGUAA